AUGCUUGGUGGUCUGGCUGGUGUGGUCGUUAUACGCGUCUAUCGGGAAACCUUGAAGGAGGUGCAUCGUCCCGUCAUAGACGUCCGUCAAACAUUACGGGGCACCUUGAUCAUCCAUCUCACCUCACCUCACCUCACCUCACCUCACCUCACCUCACCUCACCUCACCUCACCUCACCUCACCUCGCCUCACCUCACGGCUGAUUGUUAUCGUCAUCCAGAGACUUUUUGUCAUCUUCAGUCUCUCGAUACUCCCUGUCGACUGCGAGGAUCGCCACUGCCACACGCCAGACGGAUCCCUGAGAAGGUCUGGAGAGCACGCAUCAACCUCCUGCUCCAAACCCACGGUCGGAUGCCGCUGGUGGUCGACUACGACACCUGCCAGCUCCCAUGCCGUCAGACGCCAUUGCAACCCUUCCUUGGGGGCAGUAGUCUUUUAGAUGAGCUGAAGAGAACGCUUACUCUUCAGCGCAUUCCAAGCUGA
Pseudocercospora fijiensis CIRAD86 is the source of this 483-nucleotide messenger RNA. RefSeq lists its product as uncharacterized. The transcript is spliced from 5 exons. The coding region runs from base 1 to 483 and encodes 160 amino acids. The record is from RefSeq and is a predicted model, not a curated record. NCBI's taxonomy places the organism in Eukaryota, Fungi, Ascomycota, Dothideomycetes, Mycosphaerellales, Mycosphaerellaceae.